Messenger RNA from Brassica oleracea var. oleracea, 715 nucleotides. RefSeq names its product TRAF-type zinc finger domain-containing protein 1-like. Lineage: Eukaryota; Viridiplantae; Streptophyta; Magnoliopsida; Brassicales; Brassicaceae. The transcript is spliced from 4 exons. Bases 112 to 561 code for a protein of 149 amino acids. The record is from RefSeq and is a predicted model, not a curated record.
AAAAUAUAGUCAUUAAUAAACAAAUUGAACCUCUUCUCUUCUCUUGCUUGAAAUCUCCCCUCUCCUCAUCUGAUCUCUUAAAGUAAGCUUUUUUUUUUCUUGCAAUAGAGGAUGGCUACCGAGUCCGGAGAAAUCACCAUCGUAUGCAACCACUGUGACAGAGACAUUCCAGCAGCAAACAUCGAUCUGCAUCGUGUACAUUGCGCCCGUCUAGAAAAAUGCAAUAUUUGUGGUGAUAUGGUUCCCAAAAAACAUGCUGAUGAACACUUCUUGACCGCACAUGCUCCGUGUAUAUUCUCCAUGGCAGAUCAGAGGAUUGUAACAUGUGAGUUCUGUGAGUUUCCAUUGCCUGCGGUUGAUGUCGCUGAGCAUCAGGAAGUAUGUGGCAACCGUGUUUCUAACACAAGAGCAGGAGGAGGAGGUGGAAACGGGAGGAGGCGAAGAGAUGGGAACGGUGUUUCUUACAAAAGGCUUUUCUUCACUGUGGCGGUAACGGGAAUAGCCGUCUUAAUGGGGUCGCUGUUCUUCCAGAGGAAGCCUUUGAGGGGUAGAGAUAAGUAGAGACAUAGCUCUUAGUGUAGUAGUUCUGUAAAUUUGCGCAAAAAUCCUUCAGACAGAUUCUGAGACAUUGCCUUGAGGGUUUUAUACAUUGUAAUGCUUACUGAGGCAGAUUCUGUAACAAGUGGACACACAAAAGACAGACAGCAUUGCUCUA